AUGAGCGACAAUGACGAUAUUAAUGCGUCUCUUGCGCAUGUUGUGUUGUGCUGUGUUGCCGGACAGGGCCUUGGUCGCAUGCACGCCAAGUCCUUCACACACCCCGGCAUGCAUGCAAACUUCUUUGUCCACGGGAUAUUGGGAUUUAUGCACUAUCAAAGUGGAAAGUUCAACAACGAUUUUAAAUCAGCCUACGCGAUCAGCUUAGCAGCAUCAAAGUAUUUGGCGUUGCCGUGUCUAAACGCUGAUCUUUACCGGAGUGAUCAGAGUCUAAGCACGCUUCACCUCGUCUCCGGUUUGAUUCCUUUCGCGAUGGCCUUAGCUGGAAGUGACAACCCCCACCUCGGAAACCUUGUAAUAGCUUGCAAUAUAGUUUCGCUCUGUCUUUACUCUCAUAAGUAUGAACGCCCAUGGGGCUGGUAUACAGCGGGUGCUGGGGUAUUGGCGUAUUUUGUAACGACAACGGUAGCGAAGAAAAUUACUUAUCCACUGUGCUUAGCCCUGAUGGAUUAUUGCGCUUAUAGAGUAUUCCACAUUCAUUUUGCUACACCGACGUGA
Leptosia nina is the source of this 558-nucleotide messenger RNA. The record is from the annotation of a GenBank genome assembly. NCBI's taxonomy places the organism in Eukaryota, Metazoa, Arthropoda, Insecta, Lepidoptera, Pieridae.